UUUCUUUUCGGUUUAACCCUCUGCUUCUGCUGCUCUCUCCUUCUUGCUGUCAUCUUUGCCUUGUUCUCGCUGCUUCUGUACGAUUGUUUGUUGUUCUUAAAUAUCCUGAUUUGAGGAGCGUUUCCCGUAUUUUUAGACCUAGGGUUGUGGGUGGUUUCUCCUACACCAUAAAAUUGGUUUCCGAGAUAUGUAGACUUGCCAUCGGGGGUCGAACAUUUCGGGAUUCUUGCGUUUGUUUCCGUUUGGGAUUGACGAAUUUUGGCCGGAUCCGUUUCCUGUUUUCUUCUCUGCUUGAGAGGCGGCUGCCUUUCGGUCGUUGAGCGUCGGCUGUCUUUAGAUCGUUGGGAAAUAAAUUUAAUACAACCGAGUUGUGGUCCUCUGUUAGGAUUUUCUUGGCUAAGAGGGUAUUUUACGUUUUCGUUGCUCGGUAGGUCGAUCACAGAUUUGCGAACAGCUCCGGUGGUCCUGUUAUUUUUUUGGAGAGAUUAGAAAAGUGAUUCGAAUUUGGGAAACUUUAAUGUUGGUUAAAAUUUGUUUAUAAUUUUUGGGAAGGAAUGAGAGGACCUGCUGAAGAAUGUGUUGUGAUUAGUUUUUAUUCAUAUUUUUAACAAAUUGGGCAUGAAUAAUGAAUUGGCAGGUUAACUGUGUGUGUUUAUUAUUUGAAUCGGUACUGUUUGUCUUUCUAUGGUUCUAAAAAUUUUGUACAGGUUGUUUGGCCAUUAUUUGUGCCUCUUGAUUCUGUUGUGUUUGCCUAGGCUUCAACAUAAAAUAUGUUUGGUUGGGAAAGUAUUGGUGAGAUAAAAGAUUAUCAACAGAUUAUCCAGGUUGUUUCUUCUAGUAAAACCUAUAACUAAAAGGACAAAUUUGAAAAUAAAAUAUGGCAUUUUGGUUUUAAAAAACAAAAGUUCCAUAUAAAUAAAAUAAAAACAAAUAUGGUGACAUGACUUUUAGUCAAAGCGGCUUGAUUAAAGUUUGAAAAGGAACAAAUGUUUAAUAAAAAGAAGGUAAAAGAUGAGUGAGGGAUUUUACUUAUCUGGUACCCACCAACAAGCAGUUCACAAAUAACGAGUUCGAUACUAAAUUUUACUUUUUUUGUCUCUUAAUUUUUAAGUAUGGUGAAUUUGGUUCGUAUGGUAGGUAAACUAGUUUUUGGUGGGUGAUGCGGGUUAACUUAACUUUUUAAUUACUAUAUGAAUUUUUUAGGUUUACAUACAACUACAUUGAUAUUAAUAAAAGGUGUUUUAGAUGCACGUGUUUCCAAAUUGGAAUGAGUUCGGCAGCAGAUUACGAAAUCUUGAUGAUCUUCUCUAUCUAAUGAAUAGGAAGUCUGCUUUGAAAUCGUCCGUCUUGCACCCCCCAUGGCGGCGCCGCCACGAGUAUAUGCUUCAACAGAAAUCACCCUUCCAUUUAUUGACAGAGAGAAAAUGGCCAUGACCAAUGUCCAAGAAAUGUCUAUGAAUGGUGAGCAGCCACCUGCUGAAUAUAUUGUUAAAGAAAGUAGGUUUGGAUCCAUAGAUUCUUCUCCACCAUUGGCUGAUGAAAUCCCCAUCAUUGAUAUCAGUCUCUUCUCUCCAUCAUCUCCUCAAUAUUCUGAACAAGCAGAAAAUCAUGAGCUACAGAAACUCAGAUCAGCACUCAGCUCGGCAGGAUGCUUCCAGGCAAUAGGCCAUGGGAUUUCGGAUUCACUUCUUGACAAGGUACGUGAAGCAGCAAAACAAUUCUUUGCACUUCCAGUAGAAGAGAAGGAAAAAUACUCCCGCGCGGUUCAUGGUGGAGCCGAAGGAUAUGGGAACGAUGUCGUAGUAUCGGAAAAGCAAGUUCUUGACUGGUCCUAUCGUCUCACUCUCAGGGUCUUCCCAGAAAACCAAAGAAGGCUUCAUCUUUGGCCUCAAAAUCCAAAUGAUUUUGGAGAGAUGUUACAUGAAUAUGCAACGAAGGUAAAGUUGAUGAUGGGUAUUGUGUUCAAGGCAAUGGCAAAGUCGUUGAAUUUGGAAGAUAACAGCUUUGCAAAGCAGCUGUUUGGAGACCAAUCCCUGAUGCAAGCAAGGUUCAACUUCUAUCCUCCGUGCUCGAGAUCUGAACUCGUCCUCGGUGUCAAGCCUCACACGGAUAGGUCCGGCGUGACAUGUCUCUUACAAGACAAGGAUGUGGAAGGCCUUCAAGUUUUGAUAGAUGAAAAAUGGGUUAGAGUCCCCAUUGUUCCUCAUGCUAUCGUUCUUAAUCUUGGUGAUCAGAUGCAGAUCAUGAGUAAUGGUAUUUACAAGAGCCCCAUGCACAGGGUGGUGACAAAUGGAGAGAUUAUGAGGCUAUCAGUUGCUUUGUUCAAUGAACCCGAUCCUGAAACCGAGAUUGGUCCGGUCGAGGACUUGAUCGACGAGACAAGUGCGAGGUUGUACAAAAAUGUCAAGAAUUAUGGUCGUAUUAACUACGAAUGCUAUCAAAGAGGGGAAAUUGCACUCGAAACAGUCAGAUUCUAAUAUUUCUGCACACUAGCUAUCUUAAUUUUCCUGUUUUACGUGAAUCUAAUAUGCUUAUCUUUCGAAACAACAAUUAUUCCAUGGACAAGGGAUAUUAUCUGUUUUUUAAAUCAUGAUAUGGUGUUUACAAUUAUCCUA
Molecule: messenger RNA, 2615 nt
Organism: Pyrus x bretschneideri (Chinese white pear)
Lineage: Eukaryota; Viridiplantae; Streptophyta; Magnoliopsida; Rosales; Rosaceae
Product: codeine O-demethylase
Exons: 6
Coding region: 1359-2477 (372 amino acids)
Source: RefSeq, a predicted model, not a curated record